This is a messenger RNA of Ricinus communis (castor bean), 1304 nucleotides long. RefSeq names its product nudix hydrolase 9. The coding region runs from base 102 to 983 and encodes 293 amino acids. The transcript is spliced from 9 exons. Gene Ontology annotation, molecular function: GDP-mannose hydrolase activity. Lineage: Eukaryota; Viridiplantae; Streptophyta; Magnoliopsida; Malpighiales; Euphorbiaceae. The record is from RefSeq and is a predicted model, not a curated record.
CGCUGAUGCCACGUAAUUGGGUAAACACUCUGCCUAUUGCAAUCUCUUGUGUUUUUGGUUGAGCAAUUUUACCAAACAUCUGACGUGCGGUUGGCACUUCAAUGGAGAAGGCCGACUACAAGCUUCUUCUUCCGUGUCCUUCUGGUCUCUCAUCUUCUCAGGUAUCGGUGGUUUUUGAUCAGUCGUAUGAUAGAAUUCCCCACCCUGAUAUCGAAUUGGAAAACUCCAUCGCUAAGAUUUGGGAUCAAAGAGCAGAGAAGAAUACAACAUUGUACAAUGGGAAAAAGUUUCGGUAUGGAGGUUACAAUGUGUAUAAUGAAGGUGGAUUGGACAAAGUUUCCCAUGUAGGCCUCCUUCUUGGUUUGACAGAUUAUAGGACUUUUGUCGGGACAAACUUAAAUCCGUCGUGGGAAAGGUUCCUUGUUUCAUCACAAGAUGACUCCAUACGGUGUGAACAUAUGUCAAGUCCACUGGGUAAUGGUGCAGUUAUAGAGACAUCUGACAAGAAAAUAGUUGUGUUGCAAAGAAGUGAUCAUGUUGGGGAAUUUCCUGGACACUUCGUUUUCCCUGGAGGCCAUCCGGAGCCCGAAGAAGUUGGAAUAGCCUCUCAUCAGAGCAGUAAAAACUUUACAGACUCUGAGAUGAUUAACAGGAAGGUUUCUCAGGAGAUGUUUGAUAGUAUUAUUCGGGAAGUAGUUGAAGAAAUUGGAGUACCUGCAACAUCGCUAUGUGAUCCGCUUUUUAUUGGUAUAUCCUGCCGGGUAUUGAAUGCUAGACCAGCUAUCUUUUUCUUCAUCAGAUGCUGUCUUCUGUCAGAAGAAAUUCAACAACUAUAUCGCAAUGCUCAAGAUGGCUAUGAAUCAACCCAACUAUACACAGUUUCAUUGAUUGAUUUAGAAAACAUAGCAUCCAAAAUGCCUGGCUGCCAUCAAGGUGGAUUUGCUCUCUAUAAGAUGAUGGUAGAAGCUGUGAAGAAUUCCUGAUUAUUCAUCCACUGCUGUGCAAUUGAAGCUGUUUAGGCCUUAGCAUCUCAUUAGUCCUCGACGAGAUGAUUAUGGUUAUGAUUAUGACUCGAUUAAACAUGUUAUUUAUUUUGCCAUUAACUUAACAUGAAGGCAUGUGAGUUUAGUCUUUCUUUAGAUGCAGAUACAUGGUUAUGUAAACGUAUCGAUUUCAUGCUGCAAAAUGGGUUCAAUCCAGGUCUAAUCCACUGCUUUUUUCGAGUGAGAUGUUAAAUUGUAUGACUUGCACCAACAACAUUAGAAAACAUAUAUGAAUAAUAAUUAGACCAUUUUACCUAGUAA